Eruca vesicaria subsp. sativa (arugula) is the source of this 315-nucleotide messenger RNA. The record is from the annotation of a GenBank genome assembly. NCBI's taxonomy places the organism in Eukaryota, Viridiplantae, Streptophyta, Magnoliopsida, Brassicales, Brassicaceae.
AUGGGGAAAGAGGUUUCUGGUUUAAGUAGUUUAAAGGAGGAGAACAAGAAGAGAAUGAAGGAGUUGGAGACGAAGCUUGGUGCUUUGGAAGUGAAGGAGUUAGAGAAGAGGAACAAGAAGGUUGGAUCAGAGGAAGAGAUGAGAGAUAAGAUUGAGAAUAAGGAGAAGGAAGUUGAUGAAUUGAAGGAGAAGAUCAAUGAUUUGGAAUCCAAUGUUUGCAGAAGGAAAAGCAGAGGAGAAAGUGGUGGCGAUGGGAUCAAGAUUGUGGAGUUAGAGAGACUGAUUGAUGAGUCUGUGAAGAUGAUCAUUGACUGA